GUGCCGCGACUCCUGACUGGCUGGCGGCUAUAAAUGACAGGUGGCAGGGCCAUUUCACUUUUAGUCUCGAGGUGUCGACGCAGGCGCAAUGAACCGCUGGCUAAAUAUUCUGUUUCUAGGAGCUCUGAUCUCCGCCCCCGUGGGGCAUGGCAACACGAUCAAGGAGCGCAACCUCUUUGCCACCGAACUGUUCCAGACCCUAGCCACCGAUCGUCAGGAUGAGAACGUGAUCAUCUCGCCGGUGUCUAUCCAACUGGCUUUGGGCCUGGCCUACUACGGAGCCGAGGGUAAGACGGCGGCGGAGCUGCAGAAGACGCUGCACGCCUCCGCCAAGGAGAGCAAGGAUGGUCUGGCCGAGAGCUACCACAACCUGCUGCACUCGUACAUCAAGUCCAAGACCGUGCUGGAGAUCGCCAACAAGGUCUACACCCGCGAGAAUGUGAAGGUAUCCGAGCACUUCCGCGAAGUGGCCAACAAGUACUUUGACUCUGAGGUGGAGUCCCUGGACUUCAGUCGCGAAACUGAAGCCGUGGAGCGCAUCAAUCGGUGGGUCAAACAGCAGACGCAGGACAAGAUCGAGCGGGUGGUGGACAGCCUGGAACCGGACACCAAUGUGGCUCUGGUCAACGCCAUCUACUUCAAGGCACGCUGGGCACGACCCUUCAACGACGAGGACACCCGAGACCGCGAGUUCUAUCUAAACGAGCGUGAGUCCAUCCAGGUACCCACCAUGUUCGCUGACAACUGGUACUACUAUGCCGACUACCCGGAGCUGGACGCCAAGGCCAUCGAACUGUUCUUCGAGAACAUCAACCUGACCAUGUGGUUCAUCCUGCCCAAUCAGCGCUCUGGCCUCCAGGCCCUCGAACAGAAGCUCAAGGGAGUCGACUUCAAGGUGCUGGAGGACCGCUGGCAGUGGCAGAGUGUCUCGGUUUACCUGCCCAAGUUCAAGUUUGAGUUCGACACGGAUCUCCGCCCCACCCUCCACAAGCUGGGCAUAAGCGCCAUGUUCUCGGAUGCGGCCGACUUCAGUAACAUUUUCCAGGACUCGCCCAUCGGAACUCGGAUCACCAAGGUGCAACACAAGACCUUCAUCGACGUUAACGAGAUCGGAUGUGAAGCUGCCGGUGUCAGUUAUGCCGCUGGAGUACCCAUGUCCCUGCCCCUGGACCCCAAGACCUUUGUGGCCGACCAUCCUUUCGUGUUCAUUAUUCGCGAUCCGCACGCUGUCUACUUCGCUGGACACAUUGUCAAGUUUUAGGAUUACCUUCAUAAUAAGCACAUCGUCCAAUCAUUUAUUUAAACUAAGUACAUGAAAAUGUAAUCAUUGCAUCAAUCAAUAAACACAAUAGAAUCUAA
This is a messenger RNA of Drosophila bipectinata, 1359 nucleotides long. It is a transcript of the gene Spn43Aa, whose product is annotated as Serpin 43Aa. NCBI's taxonomy places the organism in Eukaryota, Metazoa, Arthropoda, Insecta, Diptera, Drosophilidae. Gene Ontology annotation, molecular function: serine-type endopeptidase inhibitor activity. The record is from RefSeq and is a predicted model, not a curated record.